Clarias gariepinus (North African catfish) is the source of this 862-nucleotide messenger RNA. It is a transcript of the gene pmf1, whose product is annotated as polyamine-modulated factor 1. The coding region runs from base 12 to 704 and encodes 230 amino acids. NCBI's taxonomy places the organism in Eukaryota, Metazoa, Chordata, Actinopteri, Siluriformes, Clariidae. The record is from RefSeq and is a predicted model, not a curated record. Gene Ontology annotation, biological process: chromosome segregation. Gene Ontology annotation, cellular component: MIS12/MIND type complex. The transcript has 5 exons.
UUGGCGGGAGGAUGAGAAUGUCAACACUGGGAGAGAAAAAGAUGGAGGACGUCACUCGGAGUCAGUCAAACGAGCCGGGUUUCACAGACUCGGGUCAGACAAGUGAAGACGGGUCGGAACAGAGCGGUGUCACCGGAGACGGCGCGGGUAAACCGGCUAAAUGUGAGGCGCAGCGGAGCAGACUGAAAAUCUUUAACAAAGUCAUGGAGAAAAGCCUUCAGAGACUCAUAGCAGAUACCAGUUUCAACAGGUUCUCUCACUCCUUCCAUCCACUGUGCAAGCAGAAUCCACAGAUGGCCGAAGUCAUCCACAAGCAGUUCAUAAGCGAUCUGCAGAAAGCCAUCCAGGAGGACAUAAACAGAGUGAUAGAGGAAGGAGACCUGCAAGUGAAACUGGAGGAGUUGGACAGACUUGAAGAGCAGGCAAAAGACACACCAGGACCUGCAUGGCGACCUAGUGGAAUUCCUGAGCAGGAUGUGUGCAGUGUGUUGAUCCCGUACCACCAGGGGCAGGAGGAGUAUGUGCGCAGAGAGCUGAGGAAGCUACAGAAGGAGAACGCAGCUCUGGCUCAGAGAGUCCAGUCUGGACGAGAAACUAUUACACACACAGAACAGCGCAUAGCAGCAGCCGUGGAUGAGUGGAAGGCAUCUGUGGCUGAUUUGGAAUCGUUUGUCUCAUCACUUUGUCAGUCUGAAAAUUUCUGAGUUUCUCCGAGCUCCUGUGGACCGUAGUUCAACUUUUAAUUCUUUUUUUUAAGCUAACUUGUAUUGUUUUAUUUUACCAAAUUUGUUCAAUUAAAUCCGUUUCUCAUUGUAUGUAACUUGUUUGAGUGUUGACUUUAUAAUUAGAAUUCAUCAACCAA